AUGGACUUGGAUUUGCACAUAAACUUUGAUGGAGUAAAAGAAAAAUUCCUAAUGUACGUGGAGGUUGGACUACGGCAAGUCGCCUCUCCCUCUCUCUCUCUCUCUCUCUCUCUCUCUCUCACCCUCUCGUUUAUCUCUACACUGAUCUCGUUCAUCUCUGCACCGAUCACUCUCUUACUCUCUCGUUGCUCAUCUGAUCGAUUCGCACCGAUCAUCGCACCGCCGAUCUACUCACAGGGGGAAAAGAUUGCCGUCGUUGUUGGUACCAUUACUGAUGACAUUAGGGCCCAUGAAGUUCCUGCCUUGAAGGUGACUGCACUGAGGUUCACAGAGACAGCGAGAGCAAGGAUUGAGAAGGCCGGUGGUGAGUGCCUGACAUUUGAUCAGCUGGCCCUCAGAGCUCCACUUGGGCAGAACACGGUAUGCAAUUUAAUUAUACUUGUUUUAUGCUUGCGCAAUUUGGAUUAGAUCAUGUAUUUUGAU
This is a messenger RNA of Camellia sinensis, 483 nucleotides long. NCBI's taxonomy places the organism in Eukaryota, Viridiplantae, Streptophyta, Magnoliopsida, Ericales, Theaceae. The record is from RefSeq and is a predicted model, not a curated record.